AACGCGUGGCAGGGCAUAGCUAGUAUUUAAUAAUAAAACAAGUUAAAAUACACAUGUAACUCAUAAGGCACAUGUGUAAAUUAUUUUGUUAAAUAUUAUUUUUGACCAUGUCUUUUCGUUUUUUCCACCUUAACGUGAUUCCCCGGUAAAAUCGACAUAUAUGUAUAAUAUAUUGAAAGACCAGAGGGCUGGAGGGCCGGAAGGUUCGCCAUCGGCACCGACGUCGUCGGCAUGGCAACUCCGUCGGGACGGACGGCACAACAAAUAUGAAUUACGCCCGAGGUGGUCGCGAUUGUCGACUGACGCUGAUCGCAAUUAUUUUCGCGACCCUCGCGAGUGCGUUCCACGCGAACAAUGAGGUGCUCGAGUACUGGAAUCCGGAUGUGUGCAAGCACGACGAGUAUUUCGACGCGGUCACCCUGUCCUGCUCGCGAUGCAACGCCAGCCGGAAUCUCGUACCGGAUGUGGACCGUCUUCGAUGCCGGUGCGACGGAGUCAGCAGAACGAUCGGUUUCGAGAACGGUAACCCGCUUUGUGUCGCGUGCGAUCCCAACAUGACCGCGACCGCCGACGGAAGGGAUUGCGUCCUGCACCCGAAUUCGACAUGCAAAUGCUCCUCGAACCAAAUAAGACUGGACAGAAAUAUAAAUGGUGCUCUGCUGGAUACUGCGCUCUGCGUAACGUGCGUGCAGGGCACGUAUCCAUCUCCCGAUUGCUCGAGAUGCUUGCCGUGCAACGGCCGCGACGAAUACAGCGGUCAUAUUAAUUGCGUGUGCCCGAGCGCGACGCACGUGAGACUACGAAAUUAUUGUCUGCACAAAGACGACGUCGUCGACUGGCCAGACGUUAGGGGCACAUACCUGAUGAAGUUUCGUAGCGGGAACAUCGACAGUUAUUAUCUGAGGAGCGAACUGCAAAUCGGAGUGCACUUGUGCAAGAGGAAAGACAGAAUCGCAUGCGAGCAUUUAUCAAACAUCUGCGCUCUAACUCUUUACAACGAUGGUGUAGCUUGUAUGUUUUUUAUGCACACGCCCAUGGCACCCGUAUGGUUGUUUUAUAAUAAACAAGACGCGGCGGCGGUGAUGAACAAUACGAGGAUAUCCGAGAGAUAUAGCCUCAGAAAAGGAGACAAUAAUACACUUCUCGAUUUCACGAUCGUGAGAUUUGCAUUGGACGGCAAAUUCUUGUCCAUUGGCAGACCGACCCUGCCCUGCCAACUACUGAGAAACGUGAGGUUCGGUAUAAAUUUCAGCAAAAAGUGUAAAACCACAGCUGCUGAAUUGUUCAACGCACAAGUAGAAUUGCUGUCUCCUUACUUAGCGUUUAAAGAGAACAAUAAAUCAUUUAUACAUGCGUUGCCCGUGAUUGUUAAGUCGCCGGAUCAGAAUAUUAAGGAAAUUUCGCAUCAGCAACUAGUGCGAAAAUUCUUUCUGGUUGACAAUAUAAGCGGUUUCAAAGCAUUACCAGCGUUUAUGUACAACGGAUUUGCGAAAGCGCCAGAGCUCACCGUGCUUCGUUAUAUGAAAUCUCUGACUAUUUUAAUAAACGUUCAGAGCGGACAAGAUCACGGGAAGAUCUUCGCACCUAUUCUGAUCGUAGAAUACGACGAGCUGACGUAUCAAGAUCUCCUUGACAACUCCGAUGUCACAAUAGAUUACAAAGUUGCAUUUGUACUGAAGGACAACAAUGUAGAUUAUAAUAUUCAGAUAACUAUCGGAGUGUUUACAGGAAUAGCAUUGUUAUUUUCCAUUGUCAAGACGUGGAGUUAUUAUAAACGCAAUCACAACAGCAAUCUCAACGUGGCCGUUUUAUUGUGGUUCUUGAUCUACGCCAUGGGAGCGGUUGGAAACGCGAUCAUGUUUGUGUGCAUCAGUACGUGCGUGUAUCUCUUCAUCUUUUAUAAAGGCCAAACCGUACCCUAUAUUCUUCUUCCUGAUGAAGACAGCGAGGAAAAGAUCCGAACCUACAUUACUGUAGCAUUUAGCUUUAAAAUUGCAGAAAUGAUAGGGUUCAUCUGUCAGCACUGGAAUUUGAGCGUGUUCUUUAUCGACUGGGAACAACCGAGAACGAUACACGAUCAACCGAAGUACGACUCCCCGCAUACUUCUUUACGAAAAUUGUAUUCCAAUAGAUUUCCAAAAGGUGAGAGUAAAUCCUUGAGAAUAACAUCGGACAUCAUCGCAUCCAAGCGAAAGAGGAAAACACAGAAGAACACGAAUAAGAAUACAAGCCCCAGUGAAGUGUCCAAGUCUUCCUCGAUCGAAAAAUAUUCGCCAAACUUCUCUUCCGUCUGUUCAAUCGCAAGAUCACCCUUGCAAGAGACAACUGAGCGCGGCUACAAUUUCCCUAUCAGCGUUUGGAGAACUUAUUUCAUCGCAAACGAGUGGUGCAAACUGCAAACCAGAAGAAGGAUAAACAUAGCACUGCAAUCAAUUUACACUCUUUGUGUCUUGCAGAUAUUCGAUUUAAAAUCAUGGAUGCUGACGAUAUCAGCAUCAACUGCCGCUGACAGAUCUUCCGAAGCGAAGAACAAUUUUACGCUACAAUUCGCGAUUUGCACAUUCGUGUACAUAUCCGUGUAUGUCGUGCAAUGGCUAAUUCGCUUUACAUUUUACGAGAGAUACAUUCGAAAUAGACUGCAGAAGUUCGUAGAUCUAUGCUCAAUCGCAAAUAUCAGUGUAUUUAUCAUGGCGCACAAUUAUUAUGGUUUUUACAUCCAUGGAAGAUCGGUACAUGGAUUUGCGGAUACUGAUCUUCCUACUCUGAUAAAUGACUUGAGAAAGGAAGAAGACGAUUUGUGCGCGCACAGAGGCCUUGUACCUGGCACGACCGAUCAGACUUUUAUAUUAUCAUUGACCCAAUCGUUUAAACUGUUAUACGACGAGCUCAUGAAGCAAAAGUACAAUGGAAGCGUGGGAAUUUUAAAAGGAAGUGACACGCCUAAAAAUUGGAAACAAUUGUUUGAAACCAGGUCAAAAGUUAGACACUUUCUGAUGCAGUUCCUGGAUCAUUGCUUGGAAAAUGAAGAUUAUAUAAUCAAGGAGCAGCACAUGUUAGAGAAACUAUGGGAUGUUUUUUUCGUAGAUGCCAAAGAUAAAUCUGUUUUCUACAUCGAUAACAGUUAUUCCUUCAACAAAGUGGUGCUUCAUGGAAACGAAUGGCUAUUGGCGACACUCGAGGUUACCGUGUUUGCCUUCUUUUUAAUGUUGUAUAAUUCUUACAUAUUCGCUUGUAUAGUGACAGUUGUCAUAUCGCAAUUCUUCUUAACAAUCAUAAAAUGUAACGUUAAGAGAAAUCUUUGCAACAAAUCUUUAUUAGACAAAAGAUUCCUAAUGUAACCAAAGAAUAAAUGAAUAACAAUAAUGAAAACAAAUAUUAACUAAUACAUUGUAGUUAUUAUUUUUAUAAUUUAUUUUUAUAGCUUACUUGGAUACCUUUUUACAAUCUACUAUUUCGUACUUCCUUAUGCCCAUGUUCAUAUCUAAAGCGAGCAUUAAUGAUGACCAUCUUCCCCAUGGUGACUGUCUCCGUGAUGCCCGUGACCCGAAUAGUCAAUCCCAAAGUAUUGUUCAACGGCUAU
Molecule: messenger RNA, 3580 nt
Organism: Monomorium pharaonis (pharaoh ant)
Lineage: Eukaryota; Metazoa; Arthropoda; Insecta; Hymenoptera; Formicidae
Product: meckelin
Exons: 13
Coding region: 267-3338 (1023 amino acids)
Biological process (GO): cilium assembly
Cellular component (GO): ciliary transition zone; MKS complex
Source: RefSeq, a predicted model, not a curated record